UUGGGGAAUUUUGGCAUACCCCUGUGUUUCCUGCAGCUUGGCUGGGUGUGGUGAGAGACCUCUCUCUCGGUGGGGCUCCCUUGAGAAGAACCCCUGGGGGCUGUCUGCUGUGUCCCCCACCCCAUGAUAAGCACAGGCUCUGCGCCCUGCCCAAGGCGCUGCUAGCUGUGGCUCCUUGUGCCCGGGCCCAAGGGGACUCCUUCCCCACCCGCCUGCAGUGCCUGCAGCCCCUCGGUCCCCUCUCACUUCUGCCCCUACUUCUGCCCCCAGCUCCUGCUCCCGCUGCAGCACAGAUGGGGCUCCCCUGGGGCUGCGGCCACCCCAACCUCACCGGCCAUGCCAGGGGCCUCCUGAUUUCCCUCGUCACUCUGCUCCUCCUCCGGCUGGGCUCAGCCCAGCUCAGAGUGGUGGGACCAGGCCACCCUGUCACUGCCACCGUGGGGCAGGAUGUCGUGCUGCCCUGCCACUUGUCCCCUCAACGGGAUGCUCGCACCUUGGAUGUCAGGUGGAUCCGGGAUGAGUUCUCUGAGACAGUGCACCACUACCGCAAUGGAGAGGACCUGUACGGGGAGCAGAUGGGGGCAUAUGCUGGGAGGACAGAGUUGGCCAGAGAUGGUCUCUCUGCUGGAAGCCUGGACUUGCGAAUCACGGGGCUGAGACCCUCUGAUGAUGGCCAGUAUGUCUGCACUGUGAAAAAUGUUGAUGCUUAUGACGAAGCUAUUGUGGAGCUAGAGCUGUCAGCCACAGGCACUGACCCCCACCUCUCCCUGGGGGGCUACGAGGCCGGAGGCGUCCGGGUGCUGUGUCGAUCGGCCGGCUGGUACCCGCUGCCGCAGCUGCUGUGGAGGGAUGCUCGCGGGCAGCACCUGCCCUCGGUCUCCGAGACACAUUCCCAGGACCAGGAGGGGCUCUUUGAAAUUGAAGGUGCCGUCAUCGUGACCGGGAGCGUGGAGGGGCCCUUGUCCUGCGUUGUCAGGAGCAGCCGCCUCCAGCAGGAGAGGAAAUUUUCCCUGCACAUUGCAGCUCCCUUCUUCCACAACGCCCAACCCUGGAUGGUGGCUCUGGCUCUGGUCCUCGUGCUUUUGUCUGUGUCCAUUGGCCUCGGUGUUUAUCUCUUUCUAAAGAAAGCGGCACAGAGCCGAGAGCUGGCAGCGAAAAAGGAUGCAAAGCUGGUGGAACAAGCUGCAGAGAUAGAGGAAAAAGCUGUAAUACUGGAGAAACAUGCUGCAGAGCUGGCAUGGAGAAGGUGUCUUCUGCCUCAAAAUACAGUGAAGGUGACCCUGGAUCCGGACACAGCUCAUCGUGGGCUUGUCCUGUCAGAGGCCUUCAGCAGUGUGAGAUGGGAAAGUGAAUGGCAGCAGGUUCCUGACACACCGGAGAGAUUUGACUGUCGGUGCUGCGUGCUAGGCCAUGAGGAGUUCAGAGAGGGGAGGCACUGGUGGGAGGUGGAGGUGGAGGGGGAGGGGGUAGAGUAUUCUUGUUGGGCUGUGGGGGUGGCCAGGGCAUCUGUGAAGAGGAAGGGUUUGCUCAACAUGAGCCCUGAAGGAGGGAUCUGGGCUGUGCAGUAUGAUGAGGGGCAGCUCAUGUCUCUCACAUCUCCUCGCACCCCCUUGUCCCUGUCCCCUGUCCCCACGAGGAUCUGGGUCUGUCUGGACUGUACCCAGCAGCAGGUGUCUUUUAUCAACGCUGACAAUUGGGUCGAGAUCUUCACUUUCACAGCAGCCUCCUUCAAUGGGGAGAGCAUCCGUCCCUGGUUCCUGUUGUGGACACAGGGAAUUCAGCUGUGCCUGAGGGACAGCACCCCCCAGACUCUGUUCCUAGCCCUGGGGGGCUCCUGCUCUUCUCCAGCCACUCCUGCAUCACCUCUUCUUGGUCCUGCAGGAGCAGCACAGGAAUGAGGUUCCUUGGGCCAGGGGCUGCCCCGUGUUCCUCCCUGCAGCUGGAGGAGGGCUGGGAUGCUGCAAGCAGGGGCCAGGCCCCUUGCAGCCCCUGGGCUCUGCCCUGCACAGGGAUCCUGUGCUGGGGCACAAGCCCUGCUGGCACCCAUGGGCUUCAACCUGCCUCUGAGCCCCAGCAAGCAGCACAGGGGCUGCAGCAGCUCUCCACGCUCCUCUCCCCUCUGCUUGCAGACCCCCAGUGCAAGGGAUGUGGUCACCGUGUGCUGCUAGCCAUUGCAGGCCACCUUUGCCUCCUAGUUUGUGGCUGAUCUUUGCUCUGUGCCUGGUGCUGAGCAUGAGCAUCCUGACAGAGGGAGA
Molecule: messenger RNA, 2255 nt
Organism: Cygnus olor (mute swan)
Lineage: Eukaryota; Metazoa; Chordata; Aves; Anseriformes; Anatidae
Product: butyrophilin subfamily 1 member A1-like
Exons: 12
Coding region: 294-1898 (534 amino acids)
Molecular function (GO): protein binding
Source: RefSeq, a predicted model, not a curated record